Molecule: messenger RNA, 9134 nt
Organism: Sardina pilchardus (European sardine)
Lineage: Eukaryota; Metazoa; Chordata; Actinopteri; Clupeiformes; Clupeidae
Gene: atp11b
Product: ATPase phospholipid transporting 11B
Exons: 29
Coding region: 328-3795 (1155 amino acids)
Biological process (GO): phospholipid translocation
Cellular component (GO): recycling endosome; endoplasmic reticulum; plasma membrane
Molecular function (GO): ATP binding; magnesium ion binding; ATP hydrolysis activity
Source: RefSeq, a predicted model, not a curated record
CGCUUGCAAGACCAAAACCAACAGAGAAUGUUGACGGGGCCAGUGGCCGUGGAGCUACUGUUGGUUUAAUAAUUAAAACAUCAGGUAGAAUUUACACAAACUGAUAGGGCAUUUUUUGUGUGAUGGGGAGAGAUUUAUGUUUGUAUGACGCAUAGCUGCUACAUGCGAAACGGAUGCGUUGUGUCAUACACAGAAAUAAUUGUCGAUGGGGAGGAAUAUUAAUGGUUCGAGAGAUUUUGUCGGAGAAGCUAGCUAACUUUGCUAGCACGCUUAGCUAGCUAGCUACAACGCUAGCUAGCUACCUGCGUUUGAGGAAAUUCUGCAAGGAUGCUACGUUGGAUACGGCAACAGCUGGGCUUUGACCCUCCCCAUCAGAGCGACACCAGGACGGUGUACAUCGCGAACCGCUUUCCCCAAAAUGGGCAUUAUAUCCCUCAGCGCUUUGCUGACAACCGCAUCAUAUCCUCCAAGUACACCAUCUGGAACUUUGUGCCCAAGAACCUGUUCGAGCAGUUCAGAAGGAUAGCCAAUUUUUACUUUCUCAUCAUCUUCCUCGUGCAGCUAAUGAUUGAUACACCCACUUCUCCAGUAACAAGUGGACUUCCUCUGUUCUUUGUCAUCACAGUAACUGCCAUCAAACAGGGCUAUGAGGACUGGCUGCGGCACAAAGCUGACAACGAGGUCAACGGGGCUCCGGUGUUUGUGGUCCGCAGCGGCAGCCUGGUGCAGACGCGCUCCAAAAACAUCCGCGUUGGGGACAUAGUGAGAGUAGCCAAAGAUGAGACGUUCCCGGCGGACCUGGUGUUGUUGUCGUCGGACCGAGCGGAGGGCACCUGCCACAUCACCACGGCCAGCUUGGACGGGGAGACCAAUCUGAAGACCCACUUUGCAGUGCCAGAGACAGCCGUAUCCCAGUCGGUGUCCAGACUGGAGGCCCUGCAAGCGGUGGUGGAGUGCCAGCAGCCUGAGGCUGACCUGUACAGGUUUGUGGGGAGAAUAACUGUAACACAGCAAGGGGAGGAGAUUGUAAGACCAUUGGGACCAGAAAACUUGCUGCUGAGAGGAGCUCGGCUGAAAAACACCAAAGAAAUAUUUGGGGUUGCGGUGUACACGGGCAUGGAGUCCAAGAUGGCGCUCAACUACAAGUGCAAAUCACAGAAGCGAUCAGCAGUGGAAAAAUCCAUGAACACAUUUCUCAUCAUCUACUUGGGGAUCCUGCUGUUCGAGGCCAUCCUCAGCACCAUCCUCAAGUAUGCCUGGCAGGCCGAGGACAAGUGGAACGAGCCCUUCUACAACCAGAAGACCGACCUGGAGAGGAACAGCAGCCAGAUUCUGAAGUUCAUCUCGGAUUUCCUGGCGUUCCUCGUGUUGUAUAAUUUCAUCAUCCCAAUAUCACUAUAUGUCACUGUGGAGAUGCAGAAGUUCCUGGGAUCGUUUUUCAUCGGCUGGGAUUUGGAUUUAUAUCAUGAGGAGAGUGACGAGAAGGCACAAGUCAAUACCUCAGACCUCAAUGAGGAGCUUGGACAGGUGGAAUACGUGUUCACGGACAAAACUGGAACACUUACUGAAAACGAGAUGCAGUUCCGAGAAUGCUCCAUUAAUGGGAUCAAAUACCAGGAGAUCAACGGCAAGCUCGUCCCAGAGGGUGUAACGGACGACUCACCAGACGGCUCCAUCCCUCAUCUGCUCCGUGAGGAAGAGCUGUUCCUGAAAGCAGUCUCGCUGUGCCACACGGUACAGAUCAGCUACGACCAGGCGGACGGAGGUGUCGGCGACCCCUUCUCCCACGCUAACGGCUUCACCCAGAUGGAGUACUACGCCUCCUCGCCUGAUGAGAAGGCGCUGGUGGAGGCCACCAAAAGGAUGGGGGUGACAUUCUUAGGGAGCAAUGGAGAAUUCAUGGAAAUUAAGACAUUUGGAAAAGCUGAACGAUAUAAACUGCUCCAUGUCUUAGAGUUUGACGCAAACAGAAGAAGAAUGAGUGUGAUAUUGCAGACUCCCUCAGGGGAGAAAGUGCUGUUUACCAAAGGAGCGGAGUCUGCCAUUCUUCCCUACGUCAAGAGUGGAGAGCUGGAGAAGACGAGAGUCCAUGUGGAUGAGUUUGCGUUGAAGGGUCUGCGGACGCUGGUGGUGGCGUGCCGGCACUUCAGCGCGGAGGAGUACCAGGACGUGGACCGGCGGCUGCACGAGGCGCGCACGGCCCUGCAGCAGCGCGAGGAGCGCCUGGCCGACGUCUUCAGCUUCAUCGAGCAGGACCUGGAGCUGCUGGGGGCCACCGGCGUCGAGGACAAGCUGCAGGAGAAGGUGCAGGAGACCAUCGAGGCGCUGCGUCUGGCUGGCAUCAAGAUAUGGGUGCUGACCGGCGACAAGCACGAGACGGCCGUCAGCGUCAGCCUGUCCUGCGGUCACUUCCACCGCACCAUGAACAUCCUGGAGCUCGUCCAGCAGAAGUCCGACAACGAGUGCGCCGAGCAGCUCCGCAGACUGGCCCGCAGGAUCAAAGAGGACCAUGUGAUCCAGCACGGGCUGGUGGUGGACGGGGCGAGUCUGUCUCUGGCUCUGCGGGAGCACGAGAAACUCUUCAUGGAGGUGUGUAAAAACUGCUCCGCCGUGCUCUGCUGCAGGAUGGCCCCCCUCCAGAAAGCCAAGGUGGUGCGUCUGUUCAAGACCUCGCCGGAGAAGCCCAUCACUCUGGCCAUCGGCGACGGGGCCAACGAUGUCAGCAUGAUUCAGGAGGCCCACGUCGGCAUAGGUAUUAUGGGGAAGGAAGGCAGGCAGGCGGUCCGAAAUAGUGACUAUGCAAUCGCAAGAUUCAAGUUCCUUGCCAAACUGCUGCUUGUGCACGGGCACUUCUAUUACAUAAGAAUAGCUACGCUGGUGCAGUAUUUUUUCUACAAGAAUGUGUGUUUUAUCACGCCCCAGUUUUUAUACCAGUUCUUCUGUCUGUUUUCACAACAAACUCUUUAUGAUAGUGUCUAUCUGACACUCUACAACAUCUGCUUCACCUCGCUGCCCAUCCUGGUCUACAGUCUGUUUGAACAGCUGGUCCAUCCGCACGUGCUGCAGAGCAAACCGGCAUUGUACAGGGACAUCAGCAAGAACUCCAUGCUCUCCUUCAAGACGUUCCUGUACUGGACGCUGCUAGGCUUCUGCCAUGCCUUUGUCUUCUUCUUCGGCUCCUACAUCCUGAUGGGCGAGGACACCUCUCUCCUGGGCAACGGGCAGAUGUUUGGAAACUGGACGUUUGGAACAUUGGUGUUUACAGUCAUGGUCAUCACCGUCACGCUGAAGCUGGCCUUAGAGACCCACUUCUGGACGUGGAUGAACCACUUUGUCACCUGGGGCUCCAUCGCGUUCUAUUUCAUCUUCUCCUUGUUUUAUGGGGGCAUCAUCUGGCCCUUCCUCCACACGCAGGACAUGUACUUUGUCUUUGUCCAGCUGCUGUCCAGUGGCUCGGCCUGGUUCGCCAUCAUCAUCAUCGUGACCGGUUGCCUGUUCCCUGACGUCGUCAAGAAGGUCCUCUAUCGGCACCUACAGCCCACCAGCACCCAGAAAUCUCAGCUUGUUGAGGCCCAGCAGGGCUCAGUCGGCUGCCUGGACUCCCUGUGCUGCGCCGGGUCGGAGGAGCAGGAGGGGCCGGGCGUCCGUGUCCGGCUGGGCCGGCUGGUGGAGCGGCUGAUGGGCCGCUGUGCGCCCCCGAGGGCCGGCAGGUGCGACCUCUCUCUCUCUAGCCUCUGCUGCAACCGCAUCGGCUACAAGCUGGAGCGCGACGAGGCGCCCACGCUCGGAGACUGAGCUCCCCUCCCAGUCCACACACGCACACACACACACACACACGCACACACACGCACACACACACGCAGAUAUAUAGACGUGCAGUAUGAUGUAGAGGCUGUUUCAGAGCCCACUUUUGUGCCGUUAUGCUCUACAAGCUGAAGCUUGACACGUUAAUCCUGCUGGGGUACUGUGCAUGUCUGAACCCCAAAAGACACACACACACACACACACACACACACACACACACACACACACACACACACACACACAGUUUCUGGUGAACUUGCUUGGUCAAGGACUUCUCACCCAACCUCAAAGACCACCACCACACACACAUUGGGUUUGUUGACUGGGUUCCCCCCUCAGCACAACCCAACACACACAUUCCUUAAUAGCGGGGACCCAACACCCACCCCCCCGGUCAGCACCACACAUAUCCUGUAGCAAAAAGCGGGGCCCGUUUCAGAGCCCACCGCCACAGCCCUUACUUUUUUAUAAAAAAUAAACCUCUGACGAGUUACGCUAAAAAGCUGGAGAGGCGUGAUGAAUGGGGAUGCAGCGUGCUACUAACUUGCCUUGCGAGUGGUGUCCCGUGUGUUGUUUUUUUGUACGUCCUCGAUAGCUUUUAAAAGAUUGCCAUGUCUGCUCGGGCCACAUCCAUACAGUACAUAAGCUUAAGCUGGGGCCAUGCAUGCACCACUUUUAAAAGUGUCUGUAAUCCUCUUGUCUGUAGUCCUGCCAAAUGUGUCUUCUGCCUGCCCUGCACCUUCUUGCCAAGCCUGAGGUCUCUUUACUGCUGCCUUUUCUUGUGUGCCUGGUGUGUUUUCCGUCGGUUUCCGUUUUAGCGUUAAUGGUCAUUGUCCUGUGUUCAGAGCUCUGCCCUUUUGUUAGACGCUAAAUGGGUCUCUGUGCGCCACAGAAUGUCACGGUCCCACGUUCGUCCGACUCGCCACUCUGAAUGACCAGGCUUGUGUGUGGUCAGCCAUGCAAAUGUAAUUGAGGUGAAAAAUGCACAGCGCUCGGAUGAGAACCAUGACUUGUCCCCCGUCUGCCCAACAUUCCCAAGCGUGCCGCUUUGUUUUGUCGAUUUUGUAUGUAUUUACAUGUAUGUGGGUUUCUUUUUGUCGGGUAGGGAUGCAUUUCCCAGUCUGUUGCCAAAGUUACAUAGUGUUGCGUCUCGAUGACGGCAUGCACGUUUGAUUUCCGCCUUAGGUCUCUCUGGUUUCAUUGUUGUUGUUGUUGUUGUUGUUGUUUUUAUGAUUGCACCGUCCACCCUGCUGGACUGCCAAUGCCAGCUGACGGUUUGCGCUCCUCUGGCUGUCCUGUGAGAGGAGACGAGGCCCUCACCGGAGCUUACCACAAACGACAUCCUACCGAACACUAACAUAACAACGCGGUCCCAGCCUUACUGCUAGAGCACUGCCACUGUACGGGUGAGGAAGCAUGUUGCCCGUAGCAACAGCAGCCAAGCAAAGACGCCUAAUCUGGAAGAUGAUGUUCCGUUGGGAUUCGUUUCUCCCUCGACUCUCCCAAAAUCAUAACGUUCACCAGGGGACCACAUUAUCAGCGAGUACGGGAGGAAGAGCUAUUUUUAGAGACAUGGGAAACUGUAGAUGACCGUUAUAUAUAUAUUUAGCUUGUUUAUUUGAGUUUUUUUACUCGCAACUUGAAGCCUUACCAAGAAGAUGGACAAAUUUGCCUGACCUUCUGCAUGAGAAAUGCCUUGGGCAUUUUGUACACCGUUUAAUCAGUGUUUGAAUGUGUGUGUGUGGGUGUUUUCCAUCAAAAUUCCCCUGGUCACUCUGUCCUGCCGAGCUGCAUUCCAGUCUCUCCAUAAUCCCCCCCACCCACCCACCCAUGUCUUCUCUUAGAGGAGCCAGGAUCCAGUGAGUGUGUGUGAGUGUGCCACGACCGCUGACACCUCACACGCACACGCACACACACACACACACACGCAAACACGCACACCACUGCACUGUGUGUCACCGGGCUCUUUGCUGGACAUUAGAAUUUGAAUCAAAUCCACUGCACUGCUUGCGUUGUUUGCUCUUGCUUCUAUGUCCUGGCCGUUCGGGUGAUGUUCUAUUUGGUCAAAUCAUCAUUGCUGUUUCAAGGGGCGAAAAACCACCUCAAACAAAGUUUGAUCUUUCUUUUCUUUUCCUGACUUCUUUUUGUUCCUUUCGCUCUCUCUCUCUCUCUCUCUCUACACUGCAGUCCACCCCUUUGCACACAAGCUCUUAAAACGGUUGUCUGUAGUGGCAGAGAUGAGUGGAUGACGGAUUUGUUGCAUGAUGCCGUGCUUUUUGGAACGCCUGGUUGUUUUGCCUCCGUGGCCGUGGCAGGGCCGGGUGCAUGCGUGGUGGCGGCGCACAGGGGGCAAAGCCCAGAGACGGAGCAUCCUAAUCCCCACGUCCACUCCACAGCCUCUUCACAGCCAAGAGAAUGGGCAUGACAUCACUCUGCAGAGAAGCUCCAGCGCUAGUCUCACACCUCGCACUCACACACGCCCCCUGGAGGCACACGUAGCAAUGUGCACUCUCAGUAGAGUAUAUGCGACGGGCUAUGUGCCUUUCUUCUACCUAUGUACAUCUACCCAUGUACUCGAAGCCUGUCAAAUAGGAUGUAUAUUUGGAUGCAGAUUUUAUAUUAUGAUACGAUAGAUGUAUAUCCCCUUAUAUUUCAAAUGCAUUAGCUAUUUUUGUUAGUUAUUAGAUCGAAUCUAUGAGAAAAAGUUCAUGUACAGUAUAUCAGAUAUAUUCUAUUUCAUAUACUACUACUUAUAGACAUUAUAACCGUAUUGUACUAAAGUGGUCUUCAGGAAUGUAGCAUGUAUGUUCUGCCAAAGGAAGCUUUUGCUACUGUGUGUUCAGCUCACUCAUGUUGCCCCAUUCUGUACUAACAUAUCUCCUCAUUCACCUCCUGCUUUUGGUUUGUCUGGAACGCUGCAUGCUUGUGGUCUCCCACAGGUCUAAUCGUUAGGGUCGAGAACCGGUCAGUGCGGCAGUAGCUUUUGGGUAGGGCAGCGAGGUAGAGAUAGAGACCAGGUCAGGCUACUGCUGCCAUCACUGUGGCUCAGGCUGCAGGCAGGUGCGACUCCCCCCUCCCUCCCCCAACCCCCAACCCCCAACCCCCACUCCCCUUACCAGACAUGCCAGCUAGCCUGGAUGCCACUCUGUCUGCCCAGGCCGGAUAGGAAAUUCAGUCAGUCAGCAGUGUCAGUAUUUGGUACACGCGCACACACACACACACACACACACACACACACACAUAGGAAUUGAGCAGCAGGUGCACUUUAGUGUUCCCAGUGUUCUGUGCAAAGCUUUAGGUAAAACACACACACACACACACACACACACAUGCACACACAGACAGUCCUAUCCUAACUGCCCCUUGCUGAGCCUCACCUGUCCUCACUUGUCCUUGAUGCUUCCAGAUCGUGGAACAACUCGGAUCCAUACUUCUCCAACGACAGGAGCAUCUUGACCCUCUCGCCCCUGGAGGCCGGUCAUUGCUAGUGCCCCGGAGGGAGGCCCGUAAGCCUGCCCCUGCCAGCCCGCAGCGGGCGCCGCGUUGCCCAGUGUGCCCGGACCAGGGCUGGCCCCUUCAGCUAUCUCACCAGCCUCACUCACACCUGAAGAAUGUGACUGACCCUCUGAGGCGACACCAUUAGGGAAACAAACAAACAAACAAACAAACACAAAAACAAAACAACACACCUCUCUCACUCACCGAUUUGUGUAAAUAACGCAAGGGAAUCAUAAUGGCACAGAAGACCAAAGGAUUUUUGUCUCAACGACAGUAGAGGAGAGUGUGUGUGUGUGUGUGUGUGUGUGAGGGAAAGAGUUACUGGAGAUUGUUUGUGUUGCUACUCUAGGUUACUGCUGCUUCCACAAAAAUGACUGAUAGGCUGAAAUCUUUCCUGAGGAAAGUACUGUAGACAGCCUGCUCUUUUUUAAAAAAGCCAUAUCUUCUGUGUGUUUGAAAUACCUGAUUUUUCAAGGUAUGAAAUGUGAGCGCGUUUAGCACUCUAGUCGGGCAGUUUCCUUGGAGUCAGCCCAUGGGAAGCCCACCUGAACCUGUGCCCCAAAUAUGGCUUUGGUACGCCGAUGGAAGAAUGUCCCUCAUAGCUUCCUAUGAUACUCCACAUAUCAAAACCUGACUAUGGACCUAAAAUGAUGUGGCCUGCACAUUUAUGUUUAUGAUUUUAGUUUCUUUGUUGUUUUUGCAGUCUAUUGUGCGAUGCAUUCUUUUCUUCUCUAAUCACCAUCUGUCAUCAUUCUAUUAACAUGCCGUUUCUGUGUGCUUCUGUUCUGGUGUUUCUCUUCGGUUACUAACCCACAUGUCGACUGUGCCGUUUGUAUGUGCUGUUCAUCCCAUUUGCAAGAAGGCGGCAACUCGCUGCGCUCGAUCCUCACCUGCCUUCUCCCUCAUCAGCCGCGGAGGCCUUGAGGUCCAAUCACGACACAGAAAAGCUUCAUCUUGGUGCACCAGGGGAUGAGUAGAUGGUCAUUGAGACAACCGUUUUAAACUUGCUAUCGUCACGGUAACAUCUCUUUUGAUAUCAGUAUGCAUGCGGAAAUACCCUUGAGCCAAACUCGAGGUAUACGAGUACUGGUUCUUUUUAAGAGGGGGGAGGGGGGAGGGGGGGAACCUCAUCCUCGGGUAGGUUUUGUGAACUCGGAUCAUUAUGGUAUAGUCGGUUAUGACUGAAACCUUGGAGCUGUACUAAAUCUCUCUUCAGAAGACACUUGAAUUUUGUGGCAACUCAACAGUACCUUGACGAUGUUCUAAGCAUGACCUCGAGCACUCAGAGAGGUAGCUGAAGUGCCACCGCUGAAGGACUUGCAUAUCUGAUAAAAGUAUUGUGCUAUAUACAGACAGCAUCCUUUUCUACUGAGGUACGCUUUUGUUCUUUUUCAUGAAUUGGUACAUAACAUUUUUUCUGCACAUGCAUUGCAGAUGUGAUGUCUAGGGCAUCAAAUCAUUUUUCUUCAUAGGUUCUGAUCACAGAUUGUCACUUUACAGAAACGUCAUCAGUUUGGUCACAUUGUUGGGCAAUGUGUCGCUACAUGAUUAAUAUAUUUAUUGUACACCUGUUAUGUAGCAAAAUAUCUUGUCUUGCCCUAAAUGACUCAUUAGCAAUAAUAAUAAUUAUUAUUAUUUUUUUAAAAUCUAUACUUUGGGUCUAGAUGCAAUGUCAACUGGCCACUUUCCUUGUUUGUUUCAACCAUGUUGAGGAAAAAAAGAUAUAUACGAUCAGUUACUGUAAUUGUAUGCUCCUGGCAAUGAAAGUGAUGAAUUGCUGAUGUUUAUGAAAACAGUUCUAUUUACGGAAUAAAUAUGUCUUUUUUAAUAUA